This is a messenger RNA of Spinacia oleracea (spinach), 2999 nucleotides long. Its product is annotated as UDP-N-acetylmuramoyl-L-alanyl-D-glutamate--2,6-diaminopimelate ligase MurE homolog, chloroplastic. Gene Ontology annotation, molecular function: ATP binding; acid-amino acid ligase activity. The transcript is spliced from 6 exons. Lineage: Eukaryota; Viridiplantae; Streptophyta; Magnoliopsida; Caryophyllales; Amaranthaceae. Bases 259 to 2583 code for a protein of 774 amino acids. Gene Ontology annotation, cellular component: cytoplasm. Gene Ontology annotation, biological process: cell division; biosynthetic process; regulation of cell shape. The record is from RefSeq and is a predicted model, not a curated record.
CCAUAAUUACCCACACUCUCAUUCUUCCCCUCAUCCUCUAACUCUCACUCUCUCAGUUGUACAACUACAAAUGUUCUAACACACAAUAACCAUUUUAGUGAUUUCACACAAUUCAACCAAAAUUCAGCAAAAAUCCCCAGAAAAUUUUGACGAAUUUUGUCAAUUUCUGGGCACAAUUAAGGGUUUUGGGUUUUUCGAAUUCACCCUGUACCUUAUCUUCCUCCUCUACUACAAUCUGAGAUUUCUGGGUUUUCUCCAAUGUUUCUUCAACCUUUUCUCACUCUUCCUUCCACUAUCUCCUCACCCACCAAUUCUUCUUCUUCUUCUUCUUCUCUCCAUUUCACAAAACCCCUUUUCCUCCGCCCUUCAAUCUCUCUCCUCCGCCGGAAAACACCCUCCGCCGCCGGAAACUACUACCCAAACCCGUCCGAUGACGACCCACCCGAAGCCCCAGAAGACAGUUCUCACGGUGUCUCGAAAUUCGGUCAAAUCCAACGCCAAGCUGCCCGUGCUCGGAAGCUAGAGGAGGAGGAUUUCGAGAAGAACCGUUCAGUUUUCCUUGACGCCAUUAAAGACGUGGAGGAUGCUCCUGAGAACGAGGAUUACUCCACCGGAGUCAGCGGUUCUGGGGAUGAUUUGUUUGGCGAUAUCGAUAAGGCAAUUGCCCAGAAGAGGAAGGAGUUUGUGAAGAAAGGGCUGUUAAAACCCAAUCCACCAAAGAGUGAAAGGGUUGUGGAGGUAGCAGAUGAUGAAUUGGGGCAAGAAGAGGUUGUUGAUUUGGAAGAGAUUGAUGAACUGCAAGGUUUAAGGGUUGUGGAUGUAAGCGAAAAAGAGGAAGAAUUUGAUGAUGAUGAUAUUGAUGUUGAGGUAAGUGAAUUGGGUAAGAAUGGUUCUAGUUCUAGUUUGUUUGAUGCUUCAUUUGAUAUUGAUUUUGAUAGUUUAGGUAAUAAUAGUAGUAAUAAGGUUAGAAUUGUGGAACCCAGUUUUAAAAUGACAUUAGCUGAGCUUUUAGAUGAGUGUAAAGUAGUGCCUAUUUCAGUUUAUGGGGAUUUAGAGGUUGAAAUUACUGGGAUUGAGCAUGAUUCGAGGUUGGUUAAUUCUGGGGAUUUGUUUGUGUGUUGUGUUGAUGGGAAUUUGUGUUUGAUUGAGGCUGAUAAAAGGGGUGCUGUUGCUGUUGUUGCUAGCAAAGAGAUUGAUAUUGAGGAAACUUUAGGGUGUAAAGCAUUGGUAAUUGUGGAGGAUACAAAUGCUGCACUUCCUGCAUUAGCUGCAGCUUUUUUUAGGUACCCAACUAAAAGUAUGUCUGUAAUUGGGAUUACUGGUACUCAUGGGAAAACUACAGCUGCACAUUUGAUAAAAACUAUGUAUGAAGCAAUGGGGUUAAGAACAGGGAUGAUGAGUUCAGUUGCAUAUUAUGUACAUGGGGAUAAUAAGCUGGAUUUCCCAGAAGCAAACCCAGAUGCUGUUUUGGUACAGAAGUUAAUGGCUAAGAUGCUUCACAAUGGAACUGAAGCAGUUGUUAUGGAGGCCUCCUCUAAUGAACUGACUCAUACGCGUUGUGAGGAAAUUGAUUUUGAUAUCGCGGUUUUCACUAAUUUGUCAAGGGACAAUUCCCAUUUUCAAGGGAAUGAAGAAGAAUUUAGGGUUGCUCAGGCUAAAUUGUUUUCUAGGAUGGUUGAUCCAGAUAGACACAGGAAGAUUGUCAAUGUUGAUGACCCUAAUGCGCCGUUCUUUAUAGCACAAGGGAACCCUAAUGUCCCUGUUUUAACCUUCGCACUUGAAAAUAAGGAUGCAGAUGUUCAUCCUUUGAAGUUUGAACUUUCUCUGUUCGAAACCACUGUUCUGGUUAAUACUCCUCAGGGUAUAUUGGAGAUUUCAUCAGGGUUGCUUGGGAGGCAUAAUAUCUAUAAUAUACUUGCAGCAGUUACUGUAGGGAUUGCAGUUGGGGCCCCGUUGGAAGAUAUAGUUAGGGGUAUUGAAGAGGUUGAUGCAGUUCCAGGGAGGUGCGAGGUAAUAGAUGAAGAACAGGCGUUUGGGGUGAUUGUGGAUCAUGCCCGUACUCCGGAUGCCUUAUCUAGACUUCUUGAUUCGGUCAGGGAGCUCCAACCAAGGAGGAUAAUUACUGUUAUUGGCUCUUGUGGUGAGAAAGAGAGGGGAAAGAGACCCAUGCUGGCCAAGGUAGCAACUGAUAAAAGUGAUGUGACUAUGCUGACAUCAGACAAUCAAGGAAGCGAAGAUCCAUUGGAUAUACUGGACGACAUGUUGGCUGGAAUUGGAUGGACAAUGCAAGAUUACUUGAAACAUGGGGAGAAUGAUUAUUAUCCUCCUCUUCCAAAUGGCCACAGGCUUUUCCUGCAUGAUAUUAGACGUGUAGCUGUGCGUUGUGCUGUUGCAAUGGGUGAGGAAGGCGAUAUGGUGGUAGUUGCUGGCAAGGGCCAUGAAGCAUAUCAGGUUGAUGGUGACAAAAAGGAGUUCUUUGAUGACAGGGAGGAGUGCAGGGAAGCACUACAGUAUGUUGACGAGCUUCAUCAAGCCGGAAUAGACACAAGUGAAUUUCCAUGGCGGUUACCUGAGAGCCAUUGAUUUAGUAUAUUGAUACCAAACCAGGAAGAGAAAAUCCGAUUUCUUUGUGGGUUUUUUUGGGAAGAGAACCUCAUCCUAUUGAUCAAAGGGAUAAAUUUCACUGACAUAUUUCCACAUCAGUUUAUGAUAUUUAUUGGAGCUAAUCACAGCCCAAUGCGAAUCUACCUGGGCUGCAGGAUUUGCUUAUUCUUGGAUUACUGUAGUGCAACCUGCCCAUCAGUAACAGUAAGGCAUUUUGCACAACACUCUAGUACUUAGGCAGCAAUAUGGAAAUACCAAUUUUGUAUCUGAAUGACUAUGUAGGUGUCUGUAGUUUGUACAAAGUACGUAUUUUAUUUUAUGCCUUCCUUUGAUGUUGGUUAUCCACUCUGUAUUCUUCAAUGUCUCAAAGUGAAAGAAUGUGAUCAAAUGCCUGA